Molecule: messenger RNA, 1068 nt
Organism: Telopea speciosissima
Lineage: Eukaryota; Viridiplantae; Streptophyta; Magnoliopsida; Proteales; Proteaceae
Exons: 1
Coding region: 1-1068 (355 amino acids)
Source: RefSeq, a predicted model, not a curated record
AUGAAUCAGGCUUCCUUGAUGCGUCAUAUUUGGAAGACCUCUUCUAACGCUGAAUCUUGUUGGGUGGGUUUUGUGUCUUCGCGAUGGCUGCGGCAUCAUUCCAUAUGGUCUCUACCAAGGCCUUCGACUUGUUCUGCUACUUGGAAGGCCAUCUUGGACACUCAGCCUGUUGCCUUGCGUUGCUCUUGGGUCCUCCUCCAUGAUGGGCACAAGACGCUGCUAUGGCAUGAUCCUUGGCUCGAUGGGGGCCUUUUAUCUCAGCUGGGUCUACUGCUUGCCCCUGCUGUUGGCCGUGAUUUUUUUGCCCCUGUCUGUUCCAUACUACAGCGCCUUCCCUGCCCUGCUACUGAUCCUGCCAUGUUCUCUCGAUGGCCUGAGAUAUGUGCAUCUAGAACCUUCACCCGUCUGCAGGAAGACACUAUGGUGUGGACAACAACCCCCUCAGACCGGUUCUCGAUCCAGUCUGCGUGGAAUGCCAUUCACUCCUCCCAGCUUGAAGUUCCUUGGCAUCAGCUAAUCUGGGCAGCUUCAAAUCACCCGCGGUUUUCCUUUAUUGCUUGGCUGGCAACCAGGGAAGCGCUCACUCUUCGGACCAGGGCUGCAAAUUGGGGGAUUACUACCGAGAGAGCUAGCUACCUAUGCAACCAGGGUGAUGAGACUUUUGACCAUUUGUUCUUUAGGUGCUCCUAUACGAGGGCGAUCUGGCAAGCGCUCCUCAAGCUGUGCAGCUACAACUGUGCACCCCUUGAUUCAUGGCAGGGCGAACUCGGCUGGGUUAGUGCUCAUUUCAUUGGCAUAACACUUGUGGAUCGUAUUAAGAAGUUCUGUUUUUGUGCUACCAUCUAUCGCAUUUGGGCUGAGCACAACAGCUGCGCCUUCCAAAAUGUGGCACACCAUUUCACGGCUGUUGUCUCCUUUGUGGUAGAGGAUACCAGGGGUAAGUUCUUUAUCCAUGACCAGGCUACACCUGAUACCCCCUCCUCUCGUGCCUUCCUCGAGAGGUGGUGCAUUUCAUCCUCUUUCACCCUCGCCACUGGUACCCCCCAUGCCUGGCUGGUUAGCCAUUAA